AUGAAUACCAAACCAACCGAAGAAGUCCCCGCCUACGAAGAGCUCUACGAGCAAACCCCACAAAACAAAAGAACAGGUUACUCGCACAUUCCCACAUACCCAGAUGCAGACCUAGAAAACCAGUCCCCAGGACUCACCCACACCCACGAGGUCGAGUUCGGUCUGCCCGCACUGGGCUCAUCCAGUACCGGACUGCAACUACAACAGUCGCCACGAGAACACUUUCACUGCGAGACAUGCGAUCUGCAGCGUGAGCGGCGUGAGAAGCGAGACUCGGAACAACGUCAUUGCCAGACUGUUUCGCGGACGUUUAUGUUUUUCGGACUUAUGUUGACGCUUAUUUUGAUUAUUACGCUUCCUACUGUUGCUGCUAUUGUUAACAGGAGGCGUAGGUAUUAG
Penicillium manginii is the source of this 399-nucleotide messenger RNA. RefSeq lists its product as uncharacterized. Bases 1 to 399 code for a protein of 132 amino acids. Lineage: Eukaryota; Fungi; Ascomycota; Eurotiomycetes; Eurotiales; Aspergillaceae. The record is from RefSeq and is a predicted model, not a curated record. The transcript is spliced from 2 exons.